AUGAGAAAAGCCUUUUUUCUCCAUAUUCCACUGAUUCUAGUGCAAUGUGUGUGGCUGGGAAGGGCAAGUUUUGCGGAAUUGAACAAUUCGGAUCCCAAAUUCAGUGGCCCCAUCAACAAUGUUACGAUUCCUGUGGGACGCGACGCUCUGCUCACUUGUCUCGUCCAUGACCUCGUUAGCUUCAAGGUGGCCUGGCUGCGGGUGGAUACCCAGACGAUUCUGAGCAUACAUAACCAUGUCAUCACAAAAAAUCAUCGAAUCGGCAUCUCCCAUACGGAACACCGGAUAUGGCAGCUGCGAAUUCGAGAUGUACAGGAAUCGGAUCGUGGAUGGUACAUGUGCCAAAUUAACACAGAUCCCAUGAAAAGUCAAAUGGGCUAUUUAGACGUUGUUGUACCACCUGACAUUGUGGACUACCAGACCAGCCAAGAUGUGGUUCGGGCCAGCGGUCAAAAUGUCACGUUAACCUGCUCAGCCACGGGCGUUCCCGUGCCCACCAUCACCUGGCGACGCGAGGAGAACGCUCCACUCUGGCUGGUCCAGGAGAGCGCCCAGGAACGCCAGAUCUACAGCAUAGAGGGCCAGAAUUUAACCCUAUGGCAGCUCACCCGUGCCCAUAUGGGGGCGUAUCUCUGCAUUGCCUCCAAUGGAGUACCCCCGACAGUGAGCAAGCGUGUCAUGUUGGUUGUGAACUUCAAACCCACUAUCUGGACUCGAUAUGAUACCAUCUAUGUGGGACUGGGCCAAAAACUGAUCCUGGAGUGCAUAACAGAGGCUCAACCGACCUCUGUAAACUUUUGGAUCAAGGAUAAGGAACUGAUACAGGGCGGUUCCUACGAAUCAGUCAGUGUGGAUCAUGUCUAUCGCAUUAUAAUGCGGAUAACUUUGCGUCCCGUGACCAAGCACGAUUUCGGCGAAUACAAAUGUAUAUCGAAGAAUGCUUUAGGCGAAACUGAACGCACUAUAACAGUACACCACAAAGCCAAGAAGCAUGUCCAGCAUUCGCAUCAGACUUCCUCCUCGCGCGACAAUCAAUUUAUCGUCAUUGAAGAAUAUAUAUCGAAUACUGCUGGAUUUGCGUUCCAUUAUAAUUGUGUGCUAAUUUUUUGUUUGGUCAAUAAAAUUUUAUGUUUUUGA
Messenger RNA from Drosophila willistoni, 1137 nucleotides. RefSeq names its product neurotrimin (gene DIP-iota). The record is from RefSeq and is a predicted model, not a curated record. The transcript has 6 exons. Lineage: Eukaryota; Metazoa; Arthropoda; Insecta; Diptera; Drosophilidae. The coding region runs from base 1 to 1137 and encodes 378 amino acids. Gene Ontology annotation, cellular component: neuron projection.